CGUCUUUCUCGCGGCGGUGUUGUCCCCGCGCGCCAUUCCGCUCCCGCGCCACUCGCCCCUGCGGCCGCCGACUCCGGGCUCGAGGUGCGCUCAGAAGCUGCUCUUCCACGAGAGGCGGAGGGAUGUCCAUCAACAUAGACAAGGACGCCUUCUUCCGGCGGAUGAACAAGGUCUAUUCGGCCUGGAAGAAAGCAGAAAACAACAAGGAAGAUGGCUUUGGAAAGGCUGAUUCCCUGGUGUCAACAGUUGGGGCAGACCAAGAAGUUAUUUAUUCCAAGUCGACAGCAACUCAGACAUGGCUUUUCGGAUACGAGCUCACCGACACCAUCAUGGUCUGUUGUGAAAAGGCCGUUUACUUCCUUGCAAGCAAAAAGAAGAUCCAAAUCCUGGAAUGUUUAGAAAAGCACAAAGAUGAAAACAGCAAUGUUCCUCCAGUCAAGCUGCUCAUCAGGGAUAAGAGUGAUAAAGACAAGGCCAACAUAUCCAAGUUGGUGGAUGCCAUUAAAGGAAGCAAGGGAGGCUCAAAGAUUGGUGUGUAUGCGAAAGAUAAAUUCUCUUCGGAGCUCAUUGAUGCUUGGAGAAAAGCAGUGAAGGAAGCUAACUUCGAACAGGUUGAUAUGAGUGCGACCAUGGCCCUAGUAAUGUCUGCAAAGGAGGAGUCUGAGAUUGCUAUUAUCAAGAAGGCUAGCAAUGCAACUGUUGAUGUUUUCUCCAAGUACCUCAAGGAACAGAUUAUGGACAUCAUUGACAGAGACAAGAAGGUAAAGCAUGCAAAACUUGCCGAGGGAGUGGAGCAAGCCAUGACUGACAAGAAGUAUGUGGGUAGCUAUGACACACAGCAGAUAGAGCCUUGUUACCCUCCCAUUAUUCAGUCUGGAGGGAACUAUGCCCUGAAAUUCAGUGUUUCAAGUGACAAAAAUCCUAUGCACUUCGGUGCCAUUGUCUGCUGUAUGGGUGUCCGCUACAAGAACUAUUGUUCCAAUAUCUGUCGAACUUUCAUGGUCAACCCAGCAGGAAACAUGCAGAAGGAUUACGAGUUUCUCCUUGAGCUUUUUGACAAGAUGAUUAAUAAAUUACAGGAUGGGGUAAAAUUAUCUGAUGUGUACGAUGAAGUAUACAAGCAUGUAAAGAGUAAGCGAGAAGAUUUGGUUGAUAAGUUAACCAAGGCAGUUGGGUUUGGCAUGGGUAUCGAGUUCCGUGAAUCUUCACUUUUGGUUGGACCAAAGACGACUUCAGCAGCCAAGAAGGGACAGGUGUACAAUGUAAAUCUCGGUUUCUCAGACCUCACAAACUCAGAGGCCAAAGACAGUGAAGGGAAGAAGUAUGCUCUCUUUAUUGGUGACACUGUAGUUGUCAAUGAGCACCUCAGAGUUGCUGGGAAGAGGGAAGCGCACUGCCAUUCUGGACUCGAAGCUGAGGCAUAAUACUUCAGAGCAGUCAAUGGAAGAAAAGCGUCGUCAACACCAAAACACAUGCACGACCGUGAUGACUUGUCGGCAGAACAGGCUGAGAGAGAAUUACGACACAAACUCACAUCUGCAUUCAAGAGCUUUCAAAAAAGGUGGAAGGUGGAAACAAUGACAAAACACCAGAUUGAAUUUGACACACCAUUCCGCGAACUUGGUUUCCCUGGUGCUCCCUUCCGUUCUACUGUUCUCCUGCAGCCAACCUCAGGGUGUAUUGUCAACUUGACUGAGUGGCCUCCAUUUGUGAUAGUGUUGGACGAAAUAGAAUUAGUCCAUUUUGAAAGAGUCCAAUUCCACUUAAAGAACUUCGAUAUGGUGUUUGUGUUCAAGGAUUACACCAGAAAAACGGCCAUGAUCAAUGCCAUCCCAAUGAACAUGCUGGAUCAUGUGAAAGAGUGGCUCAACUCAUGUGAUAUCAGGUAUUCCGAGGGCGUGCAGUCACUGAACUGGGCCAAGGUUAUGAAGACCAUCAUUGAUGACCCAGAUGGUUUCUUUGAGCAGGGUGGAUGGUCUUUCUUGGACCCAGAUUCUGAAGAUGAAGCCGACCAAGAGGAAGAGGAGGACUCGGAAGAUGAUGGAGCUUACAAUCCCACUGACGAAGAACUCGGCUCGGAGGAGGAGAGUGAGGACUACUCUGAGGGAGAGUCUGAGGUUUCAGAGUCAGACUACAGUGAAGACCUUGGGAGCAGUGAAGAGUCUGGCAAAGACUGGUCUGACUUGGAGAGGGAAGCUGCAGAAGCAGACAAGGAGCAGAAGGACUUCCAGGAUGAGUACACCAAGUCUAAAAAGGGCAGUGGUGGUGGUAGUAGCUACCGCGACAAGUACAAUGAGCACCAUCGUAAGAGAUUAAGCAUGAAGUCCUCCAUGAAAUCGAACAAGGAAAGGCGUUUGAGCAAUUCAAAACACAAAUCCUCCAAACAUGACAGCAAACACCACAAGUCCCACAAGAGUCCGCACAAGUCCCCACACAAGUCGUCGCACAAGUCCCCGAGCAAGGACAAGAGUCGACACCAUUCCAGCAGCAGUAGUAAGCAUUCUGACAAGAAGAGGUCACGCUCUGACUCAGGAGACAGACACCGCGACAGUAAGAAAAGCAGGAAAUAAAUCCAGACACUGGACUUCAACAAUUCCUGGUUAAAACAGUGAAGGCUGACAUGGCAGAUCUUGCAUCUCUGGAGUGAUGGUUUCUGAUUUCUUGAUGUUUUAAAUCAAGAUGUUUCCUCUGCAUAUGUGCAAAGCUCUAGGCAUAAUUUCAAGGUCUGAUGGCAUGCAGGGGAACCAAUCAUUCACUUGCAUCAUAGUCUUAUGUAUUCUUGUAGCCCAUGAUAUUUUAGAUAAUUUUGUGUAAGUGCUUGGUGCUCUUACCAGUUAGAUAUUCUUAAGGAGGUUUGAAUGCCCCAGUUCUUAGCAGUGGUCGGUUAGAGGAUGGUCUCUCGCGUAGUAGGAUGACUGAGGAAUGUGAAGAGAUUUGAUGUAGAGUCUGGAGUAUGCUGAUCUAGGAUUACAAAAUGUCAGGGUCUCCAACGGGUGUCUGGUUAGGUAAAUUAAGUGAUGUUGUGUGGCCUAUUUAAGCAGUGUUUUUGCUUGAUUUCAAGAAGAAAGAUGGAGGAUAAAUGUUGUAAACUUGUAAUUACAUUCAGUUGAUGAUGUAGUGCACACAGUAUUGUUUCAAACUUCCAGUUAUACUGUGCAUAUCAAUUUUAGAAGAUUUGAAAACAUUUCUGUUUAAAUAUUAGUCUGGUUUCAUGGAUACACACUAUUAAUUUUGCAACAUCUAGAAGUCAAGAUCUUGUGUUCCUGUGAUGUGAGUGGCACAUUAGAGGAAAGUCUGCACACAAUUACAAGGUAAUUGUUUUAAUUAUUUUUGUACCAUAGGAAAAGAAUAGUUAACAAAUGUUUUGUUGUAUAUUCAUGUUUUAAUGUUUUUAGUGUAGAUUGGCAUAGGAAUGUCACUUCACUCCAAGAGUUGGAUAUGGGGAAAUAACUUGACCUGUAAUAAGCAUUGCUAAGUUUUAAUUGUGGGUUCAGUUUCUCAUUAUGAAACAUUUAUAUUUACUUUUUCAUUUGAUUAUUGGUUCUGUUUUGUUAUUUUAGAGGAAUAUUAGGAAACUCAAAUAUUGCUUAGCAAGAGCAUUGUAUGUGUUACAAGUAACUAUUUAAAGGAGUGGGAGGUCACUUAAGUUUAUGCGAGGCAAGUUAUAUUUCCAGGCAUGUAAACUGGUAUGAACAAAGGUUUAAUGUAUUGCAUUUUAUAUUCUCUCCCAGUGGAAAGUAAAAAAGUAUUUCUUAA
This is a messenger RNA of Penaeus monodon (black tiger shrimp), 3756 nucleotides long. It is a transcript of the gene dre4, whose product is annotated as FACT complex subunit spt16-like. Gene Ontology annotation, biological process: positive regulation of transcription elongation by RNA polymerase II; transcription elongation by RNA polymerase II. Gene Ontology annotation, cellular component: FACT complex. Lineage: Eukaryota; Metazoa; Arthropoda; Malacostraca; Decapoda; Penaeidae. Gene Ontology annotation, molecular function: nucleosome binding. The record is from RefSeq and is a predicted model, not a curated record.